GGCACUAUUGAAUUUUGACAGCGCCUGGCUUGAAUAAUAGUGGGAAUAACCAACCCCCCCUCUGUCCACUGGCCGUUAAGCCUGCCGGGCGAUGCUUCUGGUUUGCAUGAACCCCCAUCGAGUCAUCGACACUAGUAGCAUUUGUGUGAUAAUAGUGCUGGUCACUAGGAUGGGCGCUUCGUUAGUGUCCUCAUUAAUCGCACGGAACUUCAGCCAGGGGAUGGGGCCCCGUUUCCACCAUUUGUUCUUCUCAGUUUUCAGUUUUCUGCUUGGAGCAAUUGUUUGGCGCUUGGAUCCGGCGAUGGCUCUCCUAUUUUAAUUAAUUUUCUUCAACCCUGAUUUUUUUUUCUGGGUGGACUAUCCGCCUGUUGUCUGCGAGAUGCGUCACCAAGUGAUUUUGCCCAGCAUCUGGGCUGGGAACGAAGCAAGGAUGAGGGAUCCA
Molecule: messenger RNA, 442 nt
Organism: Aspergillus neoniger CBS 115656
Lineage: Eukaryota; Fungi; Ascomycota; Eurotiomycetes; Eurotiales; Aspergillaceae
Exons: 1
Coding region: 92-319 (75 amino acids)
Source: RefSeq, a predicted model, not a curated record